GUCCUCAUCUGCAGCAGCGUCGCAGACAGUUUGUCGUCCUACACGUCAUCCCGUCUGUUGUCUGUCUCCACCGUGUGGCUCUAACAGAUUCCCGGGUCCUCCUCCAGAUGGAAGAAGCAGUGGACUUGCUCCACGUUGCUGCUGUAAUGAGCCCUCCGGCUGAACGGUGCAGACGGGCAACAGCUGGGUUGACUGAUCUGAAGAAGCUCUUUGGAUCUCAGCGUCACCUGGACUUGAUCUCUCCUUGUUGACUGAGCAGCUGCUGGUCAUUGUGACUUUUUUUUGUCAUGUGUACUUAUCUAGGCAACCCAAAUCCUGAACCUCUGCGUUGUUGGAGUGAGCUAAUUUAGUCUUCCCCGACUGCACUAUUGUCUUGGAGAGAGGCAUCGCUCGGAGAAGGGUGGCAGCUGUGACUGUAAAUGUGUGUCCCUGCCGGCACUGGACUGCGCCACCCCCAAAGUCUCCUGCGCCAGCUGAGAGCCCCUGGAAGCCACCUGGUGUGCCUCUGGGAUGGUGUGACCUCCAGCCAGCUGUUGGCCGUCCCACAUCUGGGUCAAGAUGCCAGUGAUGAAGGGCCUCCUGGCCCCACAGAACACCUUUCUGGACACCAUCGCUACGCGUUUCGAUGGCACUCACAGUAAUUUCCUGUUGGGUAACGCCCAGGGCCACCGCGGCUACCCGAUCGUCUACUGCUCGGACGGCUUCUGCGAACUGACGGGCUUCACGAGGACCGAGGUGAUGCAGAAGAACUGCAGCUGCCGCUUCCUGUACGGGGCCGACACCAGCGAGCAGGCGGCCCAUCAGAUGGAGAAGGCUCUGGAGGGCCGAGAGGAGUACCAGGCCGAGGUCCACUUCUACAAGAAGAACGGUGUGGCCUUCUGGUGUUUUCUAGACAUCGUGCCGAUAAAGAACGAGAAGGGCGAAAUGGUUCUCUUCCUCUUCUCGUUCAAGGACAUCACCGACACCUAUGGAAGGGGCCACCAGAACAGCAAGAAGGAGGGUUCAGAGGACAAGAGGCACAGGCGGAAGAGCAGCUCCCACUUCGUCCAGGCCAGGAAGCGUGGACGCACCAUGUUGUACCAGCUGACCAGCCAGUUCUCACGGGGAGGCAAAAGAGAAGUCAACCUGGGUGGCGGCAUGAAGCCGUCAAUACCGGAGUACAAGGUGGCAGCAGUGCAGAAGUCUCGCUUCAUUCUGCUCCACUACAGCGUCUCUAAAGCCCUGUGGGACUGGCUCAUUCUGCUGGCCACCUUCUACGUGGCCGUCACGGUGCCCUACAACGUCAGCUUCACGCCGUACGAUGACACCGUCACAGCUGCACGCUCCACCAUUGUCAGCGACAUCGUGGUGGAAAUGCUCUUUAUUAUCGAUAUUAUUUUGAACUUCCGCACCACCUAUGUGAGCCAGUCAGGGCAGGUGGUGUACGAGGCGCGCUCCAUUUGCAUUCAUUAUGCCACCACCUGGUUCUUUGUGGACCUGGUGGCUGCCCUGCCCUUUGACCUGCUGUAUGCCUUCAACAUCACAGUGACCUCCCUCGUCCACCUGCUGAAAACGGUCCGCCUGCUGCGCCUCCUUCGUCUGCUUCAGAAGCUGGAUCGCUAUUCGCAGUACAGCGCCAUGGUGCUGACCUUGCUUAUGUCCGUGUUUGCCCUGCUGGCACACUGGAUGGCCUGCAUCUGGUACAUGAUUGGACGUAAAGAGAUAGAGACCAACGAGACCUGGGACAUCGGGUGGCUUCACGAGCUGGGCAAACGUCUGGAGACACCCUACGUCAACAGCACGGUGGGCGGCCCGACGGUGCGGAGCUCCUACAUCGCUGCCCUUUACUUUACCCUCAGCAGCCUGACCAGUGUGGGCUUCGGCAACGUCUGCGCCAACACCGACGCUGAGAAGAUAUUCUCCAUCUGCACCAUGCUCAUCGGCGCGCUGAUGCACGCCCUGGUCUUCGGUAACGUGACGGCCAUCAUUCAGCGGAUGUACUCGCGGCGCUCUCUCUAUCACACACGCAUGACGGACCUGAAGGACUUCAUCCGCGUCCACCGUCUGCCCCAGCAGAUCAAGCAGCGCAUGCUGGAGUACUUCCAAACAACAUGGUCCGUCAACAACGGUAUCGACGCCAACGAGCUCCUCCACGACUUCCCUGAUGAGCUGCGGGCCGACAUCGCCAUGCAUCUGAAUAAGGACAUCCUCCAGCUGCCGGUUUUUAAGGGGGCGAGUCGUGGCUGCCUGCGCUCGCUGUCUCUCCAUAUAAAAACCUCCUUCUGUGUCCCUGGGGAGUACCUCAUCCGUCAGGGUGACGCGCUGCACGCCAACUACUUUGUCUGCUCCGGGUCCCUGGAGGUGCUGAAAGACAGCAUGGUGCUGGCAAUAUUAGGAAAAGGAGACCUGAUUGGGUCUGAUCUGCCUGGAACCGACCAGGUGAUCAAAUCCAACGCCGACGUGAAGGCGCUGACCUACUGUGACCUCCAGUAUAUCAAUGUGCGCGGUCUGAGAGAGGUGCUCCAACUCUAUCCUGAGUACUCCAGUGUGUUCACCUCUGACAUCCACAACAACCUCACCUACAACCUGCGUGAGGGCAGCCAGGACGAGGGCCUGAGCAGGUUUUCAAGGUCACCCAGGAUUCCCCACGAAGCCAGGCUCCCCUCUAUUGUGGAAACUAAGGGGGAUGACCUUGACGACUGCUUCCACCUCUCUCCGGCUACCCGCUCCCGUCACAACCUCCUGCUUCCCAACUUCAGCAGCCCCGUGCGCCGCACCUCUCUGGGAAACCUCCUGGGGGACGAGUUGCGGCAAUUCAACGCCCUGCGCCGCUGCCGUUCACCAAACCUCAGCCGUGGCCUCCACGGGCAGAGCGUGUCCCCUCAGCCGCUGUCGAAAAGAGAGCACGGCUUCCCUAAAGCCACCUCGACUUCGGCCCAGGGGGAGCCGCGGGUCGAGAAAAAGCCUUCGAAGCUGCUCAUCCCAACGCUCACCUGCUCCGGACCCCCAGAUCUCAGUCCCAGGGUUGUAGACGGCAUCGAAGACAAUGGACGUGCGUUCCACUUCAACGUGGAGCACAGCAGGCCCAAAGCCAGCACAGGAGGCAGCACCCAAGACUCCACACAGGAGUAUGCUACCCUGCUGCUUGAGACAGAGGAGGUCAAAGAGAGCAUCAGUCAACUCAACCAAAAGAUGGGCACAUUAAACCAGGAAGUAUCUAACCUCACCAAGGACCUGCACCACAUGAUGCACCUCCUUCAGGCGCACGUAUCUGUGCAACACUACAAAGCCUCCCUCCCUUCAUACCCGUAUGGCAUCCAAACGGGGUCCAGCCCUUCUACAGUCCUCAACACUGGCAUGCCCUUCAAUUUAGAUCCAACCUUCCCCCCCAAUAACGAUCCCGGGAUUCAGGAAGGCCACAGCCAACGAAGUGUUGCGCCUGGUGGCCAUUGGAACUACAGCGGAGCCACUGAAACCCAAACAGAGAGGCGGCGCUGGCCUCGAUCCUCGAGUCCGCCUGUCGUCUCCGGUCUGCCCCUCUCUGUAAACUCUGCAUCCAGGUCAGGCCUGUGUCACAGCUCUGAGAGUAUGACGACACGUCUGUGGACAAGACCGUCUCCUCUGAGCGCCAGCACGGGCUUCCAGGGUGGAAGUCCAGGCCUCGCACCUCAUGCUGGGUAUGGAGACUCUGACAGCAGGCAUCUCAGUGCGAGCCCGACCACCAUCAGCCAAUCCCAGCCGACUUUGUGCCUGCAGCCUUCCAGUGAUGGCGAUGAACAUUCUUGCCUUUCGUCCGGUGCGCCCACUGGUACGUCCACACACAGCCUGCUGGACUCGUCACCCAAUUCACACCCCCAGCUCUCCCUGCCCUCUGAGUCGCAUCUCAACUCAUCACAAGCCUCGCACGAGGACAUUUGUGUUCUGGUAUCCGCGACAACAUCCCAUAAUCUGAUCAAGGACAUCUCCCUCUUCCAAAUCGAGGACCCGCGCCCCUCGGUCCACCCUGUUUCUGCAUCUCCACCAAUAUUGCCAGGCCACCCUCAUGGAUCCUCCCUGGAUUCGGCCUCACCGCAAUCAGACGCUCUCGAGCCUGAUCUUCCACUGGGUGACCCGUCUGCCGAAGAACACACCAGUCUGGAGUGUCUACUGGGCAAUGGGAGCUCUAUGGAGAGCAGGGACAGUGAAAGUGUAUCAUCGCGAAGGUCCAGCAUUGGUGUUCAGACUCAGAGCACAGAGCAGUCGUGGUGUCUGGACCUCACAGAUUGAACUGUUUUAAGAGUAGACUCACUGACUUCCUUAUGGGAACACCAAGUAUAGACAUGCAACGACUUACAGUGUUAAAGAGACCCUGCUGGAGAAUAUCAAUGUGUGCGGAAUUUCCCCCUUUUCAUUUCUGGGAUCUCAUAUUUAUCGAACUCCAAUCAAAUUUACACAAUUUCUAUGCAAAAGCAUGUAAUUUGUGCAUUAUCUUGGAUUUACUGAAGUGUGUCUUUCAAUAAAACAGUUGAUUAUACCUGUUACCUCCUUGCAUGGGAAAGUUGUUUAUUCUUUUUCCUAAGGAAAAGGUUUCCAAAAUAAUGUGUAAGCAUUCUACAUGACAACCUGUUGAUUGUGAUACACAGAUACUGUAUUUGUAAAGCUGACAGCUCAGAGUGUUUAUGUUUUAAUAUGUAAAGGAACACAAAAAUACAUGAUUCACCUUGCAUAUAGGGACUAGUGUUUGUGCAUUAUUGAAAUAGAUUGUUUAUUGUUUUAAAUGGAAUGUUUUUCUCACGUUUUUGGACUAUGAAUAUCUAAUAUCCAAUCACUUCAAAGCAGUACACUGUACAUCAUUUAUGAUUUCAAUAAAAUUCCAUUGAAUAGUU
Molecule: messenger RNA, 4844 nt
Organism: Pseudoliparis swirei
Lineage: Eukaryota; Metazoa; Chordata; Actinopteri; Perciformes; Liparidae
Product: potassium voltage-gated channel subfamily H member 4-like
Exons: 17
Coding region: 559-4245 (1228 amino acids)
Biological process (GO): regulation of membrane potential; potassium ion transmembrane transport
Cellular component (GO): membrane
Molecular function (GO): voltage-gated potassium channel activity
Source: RefSeq, a predicted model, not a curated record